AUGCUGAACAUUGUCUUAAUACUCCAUUUACUAACUUUUGCAUCCUCACUCAUUUGGGCCUCCACCAUCCUCAACACAACCUACGUUAGCCCAACUUUCCAACAGUCACGAAGCAACAUCGACCAAGACUCCCUUGCCAGCAUCCACGCUCUCCUCGCAUCACCCAGCUUCCCAUCUGGCUGGCUCGGCCAAAACGCUCUCGCCACCGUUGCACAAUGGGACUUUGACCACAAAACAAGGACAUUUUACGAUGCCUUUAACAGCAAUGAAACUUACUACGCUGAUCAUCCCGGAGGCUGCUACGAGUACUGGCAUAGCCCGCUCGUCGACUGUUUUAAUGAUGAUGCGGGAUGGGCCGCGCUGACAAGUCUGGAGGGGUAUGCGGCCUAUGGAGACGAGGAUUAUCUCCAGAAUGCUAAGAGCGUCCAUGAUUUUGUUUCUAACCAUGGGUUCAUAAAUGAGACCGUUAUUGAAGAAGGUUAUCUCAAAGGUACUCACUUUCCGAACAAUACGCUGGUGUCGACGUGUGAUGGUAAGAGCAUGUACGGCGGUGUUUAUUGGCAGAACGGAUUUCCAUCAGAACACGACCAACCGGGUGCAUUUGAAGCUGCCAGCCAACCAAACAUUGAUUCCGGCUCGACAGCUGUCUACGCUCUCCUCUCCGCAAAGCUGUGCCAAAUUACCUCCAACAUGUGGUACUGUAACCGGAGCUAUGAUGCGUUGCAAUUCAUGGAUCGCUUCAUGAUUGAUCUCUCUAGCGGAUUUAUUAAUGGUCCGAUAAACGGGAAGAACUGCUCGAGGGAAUACCACUUCGUUGUCCUGCAAACCACUGGCAACUACAUAGCGGCCUAUACCCUCCUCUCCAACCUGACCUCCAACGCCACAGCUCUUACCAUCGCCCGCAAAACCCUCACUUCGAGCCUUACCACCAAUAUAUGGAACACCAACCAGGGCGUCCUACUCCAUACCUCCAAUACCUCCACCAAGGUCGUUGGUAUACAGUCUGUUCUCAUCCGUCGUCUCCACUUCGUGUACCCCUUCAUGGACGCCGACGUGCAAGACGCUAUUAGGCAGUACGUCAAUAUUCAGUACUGGAGUCUCGUCAACUAUGAUAGCGAUAAUGCGACGAAACCGCUGCUUUAUGGGUCGAGUUGGGAUGGACCGAAGUAUACAGCGGCGACGGGUAGAACGCAAUUUGAAGCAAUCGAUGUCCUCAAUGCACUGGCUCUGAACCCAGAUUCAGCUUUUCCAAAUGACAAUUCCAUGGAUGUACCUGUUAUUUCUCUGUAA
Mollisia scopiformis is the source of this 1290-nucleotide messenger RNA. RefSeq lists its product as uncharacterized. The transcript has 5 exons. Lineage: Eukaryota; Fungi; Ascomycota; Leotiomycetes; Helotiales; Mollisiaceae. The record is from RefSeq and is a predicted model, not a curated record. Gene Ontology annotation, biological process: carbohydrate metabolic process. Bases 1 to 1290 code for a protein of 429 amino acids.